AUGAUACAUAAACAACUUCUUUAUAUUGUACUUUCUUUGUUAUUGUUAUUGGUUGGAUUAAGUAGAGCUCAAAGACCAUGUACACUUCAGAAUUAUAACGGUGACUUUUAUGACUUUUCUGCUUUAUCUGCAAUCAAAGACUAUUCAAUCGCUAACAGCGUGCCAGACACAUACUAUUUCAAUAUCUGUAAAGAUUCGAUAUUCUGCACUACCAAAUAUCCAGGCAGUGCUUCAUGUCACUCCGGUUCUUUUGCACCUGGAGUUCCCUAUGCAAACAUCGGUCAAACAAGUACUAUGACCAUUUCUCCAUUACCUGGUGGUAAUAAAGGUGGUCAAAUUCAAUAUACGAAUGGAUCGUAUUGUUCAGAUUCAUUACCGAUCUAUAGAAUGAUUACUAUAGCAAUGAGAUGCUCCGAUGGUCCAACCACAUUGAUCUAUGUAGAUCAACCAUCGACCUGUGUUUACUACAUUGAAAUGAGUAGCUCUCUAGCAUGUCCAGUUUCAUCAAGCUCGACCACCACCUCGACCUCGACCUCGACCUCGACCUCGACCUCUACCUCUACCUCUACCUCGAUAUCAAACUUGGCUUCAUCAACUUCGGCUUCCUCGACAGGAACACCAAGCUUUUCAACAACAGGCAAUCAAAUCAUCAAUGAAAACACUAUUUCAACAUCCGGUGGUAUCACUGGAAAUGGUAUCUCAAUAUCAAGCACCGUUGGAACAAGUACAGGUUUAAACAUCAAUGAAUGUUCAUGUUUCAUUCUCUCUCACUUUUGUAAAAGAAUAGUCAUAAAAUAA
Messenger RNA from Heterostelium album PN500, 798 nucleotides. RefSeq lists its product as uncharacterized. The transcript has 4 exons. The coding region runs from base 1 to 798 and encodes 265 amino acids. Lineage: Eukaryota; Evosea; Eumycetozoa; Acytosteliales; Acytosteliaceae. The record is from RefSeq and is a predicted model, not a curated record.